Molecule: messenger RNA, 1473 nt
Organism: Rasamsonia emersonii CBS 393.64
Lineage: Eukaryota; Fungi; Ascomycota; Eurotiomycetes; Eurotiales; Trichocomaceae
Product: Proteasome regulatory particle subunit (RpnG)
Exons: 3
Coding region: 1-1473 (490 amino acids)
Biological process (GO): proteasome-mediated ubiquitin-dependent protein catabolic process
Cellular component (GO): proteasome regulatory particle
Source: RefSeq, a predicted model, not a curated record
AUGGCUGACCCGCAGUACGCGAAACACCCCGACCUGAGCCUUGCCCAAGACAUCUUCAAUCUCUCCAACCCAUCAUGUUCGCAGACAGUCCGACAGAACUCGCUCAAGAAGCUUCAAAAUGCUAUUAAGGAACACAAGAUGGCUCCUCUGUACCGGCAUCUGGCGCACCCGGUCGAGGGGAUCUUAAACAACGCCGGCGAAGGGGUUCCGCAGCAGCCAGCUCCUUCGACCACCGGAGCUGCUAACCGACCUGUUAUCACCUCGAACAUGCUCGCGGGACGAAAGUUACCGCAGAAGAUCGAUUUCCCAUGGGACGAAAAGCUCUACGAGUCUUUACGAGAAGACAACAAGAAAGAGUUAGAGCAGUACCAGAAGGAAGAGGAAGAGGCCGCCGAAGCCGCCGGUGAGACAGAGGUGCUAGCCGCGCAGGGCAAGCGCGCAGAGUUCUGGGCGCGAGUAGGAGAUAAGGACGAGGCGAUUCGAGCAUACGAAGCCGUGCUGGAGAAGACGAGCAUCUUGGGGACGAAGAUCGAUCUGGUUCUGGCGAUGAUCCGGGUCGGGCUCUUCUUCGGUGACAAAGUAUUUGUCAAGAAGACUGUGGAACGUGCGAAUGCGCUGGUCGAAAGCGGUGGUGACUGGGACAGGAGAAAUCGAUUGAAGGCUUACAAGGGCAUCCAUCUCCUUACAAUCCGCUCGUACAACCUGGCUGCGCCACUUUUGCUGGACAGCUUGUCGACGUUUACCAGUUACGAGCUCUGCACCUACUCCGCGCUGGUGAUCUAUGCCGUCCUUGCGGGUUCACUCUCCCUCAAACGAGUCGACUUCAAGGCCAAGGUUGUCGAUGCGCCGGAGAUCAAAGCUAUCCUCGGAGAGGGAAAAGACCGGCUCUCUGCGUUGACAGGAGCCGUCUCUUCGGGACCUGGGGCUGGAGAUGAGGAAAUGAAAGACGUCUCCGGCGGGACCGCCUCCACCGCCGUCAACCUCACGACGCUGGGGACUGGCCCGGGCGUACAGGCGGAAGCAGAAGCGCCGAUUGAUUUCUCUCCGCUUGCGAACCUUGUCAGCAGUCUCUACAAUGGCAACUACCGGUCUUACUUCCUUGCGUUGGCAGCUGUGGAGGACCAAUUCCUAAGCCAGGAUCGCUACCUGUACGAGCACCGUGCCUGGUUUGUCCGUGAGAUGCGGUUGCGAGGAUAUCAGCAGCUGCUCCAGAGCUACAAGGUUGUUGGAUUGAAGAGUAUGGCGAAUGACUUUGGCGUCACAGUAGAUUUCUUGGACAGGGAUCUGGCCAAGUUCAUUGCUGCCGAUCGGAUAUCUUGCACAAUAGACCGCGUCAACGGCGUCAUCGAAACCAACCGGCCCGACGACAAGAACAAGCAGUAUGCGGACCUGGUGAAGCAAGGGGAUGCUCUGAUCACGAAGCUGCAGAAGUACGGCCAGGCCGUCCGGCUGCGGGGAAGCGAAAGAAGCUAG